AUAAGUUCAAGGAUGCAUUCCGUUCGAAUUCAUAAAGUGAUCGAUCAAAUGACUUCUUUUUUUCAUCGUAUCGGUAUCUGGCAUGGAGAGGACAAGCCAACAGUUGGUCAAAUCAGAUUGAAGUCAUUCUAUUGCAUCCACUACCUGUUUUUUAUCACUUCAACCUCGAUUGGAGCAAUUACAAAAGAAACCGUAGAUGAAAGUAUUUUCUUAGCGGAAGUAUCCAUUGCUCUGACCGUCUUGACUAUUAAAAUUUGGAUGUUGAUUUGGAAACAGAAGCAAAUUAUGCGGUUGCUGGAUCGAAUUUGUGUCUUCUCAAUUCGAAAUAACGAAGAGUUCGAAUUUUUCACUGACAAAGUAGAAAAAUUCAUCAAAUUUGUGAAUGUAUUCAUGUGCGCUACUAUAGUUGGUUCAUUGGGAAAUUCAGCAUUCCCCUUUAUUGGAAAUGAGAGAACAAUUAUUGUGGAUUUUGCUUUUCCCAUGGAUUGGAAAAAUAGUGAAAUUGGAUUUUGGAUGGCGUACAUUUUCUUCGUUUUCGAAAAUAUUCUGACAUUUCUGCCGUUUUCGUUUUCCGUUAUAAUUUGGUAUCUAUUGCUACAUUGUUCCUUAAGGUAUAAAAUUCUAUUAACAGAAAUGAGAAACAUGGGAAGAAUCACAGGCGGCGAUAAAGUAAAAAUCUCGGAACAGGAACAAAAAACCAUCUAUCAUAAGGACUUCGCGGCGGCGAUUGAAGCUCACAAUCAUUUAAGGGGAUUGAUCGAUGAACUGGAGUCAUUUUUAUCAAAACUUUUUCUAGUACAAUUCGCUACCAGUGGUCUCUGUAUUUGCGGUUCAAUUUGUUGUUUGGCAUUCGAUGUUAGCGUCCACUUUGUAGAACGCAUGGUUCACAGCAUUUCGCUCUUUUACAACAUUGCUGAAUUAUUUAUGAUAACAUACUUCGGGAAUGAAAUUAUGUUGUCAAGUAGUCGCUUGACUUACAGUCUGUUUGAAUCCGAAUGGAUCGGACAACCACAUUCAACCCAGAAAUGCAUAAUCAUUUUUGGUGAAUAUUUGAAGCGAUCGCAUGUGAUGUUAAUCGGUAAACUGUAUCCGUUGACUUUGGAAACAUUUACUAGGAUUUUGAAGUCAUCGUACAGCCUGUUCAACAUUUUAAAAAAGACUAAACAGUAA
Messenger RNA from Bradysia coprophila, 1170 nucleotides. RefSeq names its product odorant receptor 23a-like. The record is from RefSeq and is a predicted model, not a curated record. Gene Ontology annotation, cellular component: plasma membrane. Lineage: Eukaryota; Metazoa; Arthropoda; Insecta; Diptera; Sciaridae. Gene Ontology annotation, biological process: sensory perception of smell; detection of chemical stimulus involved in sensory perception of smell. Gene Ontology annotation, molecular function: odorant binding; olfactory receptor activity.